AUGUCGACUUCCGCCUUGCCGCCGUUGAACCCAUUGCUGAAGGUGUGCGGGAAGCGCACGCGGGACGUCUUUGCGGCAUGUCCAGACGACAGCAUCCAGGAGGAGCUGAAAAGCACCCGGGUGCGACUGUCCGUGAAAAUGCAUGACGAGUACCGGGAUGCGCGCGAGCUGCCUGCAGCGCUAUUGGCACAGCAAGGGGUCGUCGGCCCGUCAAGACCAAAGGACCAGCGAAAGGCGAUCACAGCAGGACCCUCAGCAGAGUCCGACGCGUCUCGCAUGAUUGCAGCAAUAGACAACACGCCCAUCCAGCAACCCUCCACCUUCGCCUCCUCCAGCAACCUCUCCGCCGCCCUCCAGCUCCACAAAACAACACGUACCAUCAAGCCGACGUACCACCCGCCAUGGAAGCUCAUGCGUGUCAUCUCGGGCCACCUCGGCUGGGUGCGCAGCGUCGCCGUCGAGCCCGGCAACCAGUGGUUCGCGACCGGCGCCGGCGACCGCGUCAUCAAGAUCUGGGACCUCGCGUCGGGCGAGCUCCGCCUCUCGCUCACCGGCCACAUCUCCACCGUGCGCGGGCUCGCCGUGUCCGCGCGCCAUCCGUACCUGUUCUCGUGUGGGGAGGACAAGAUGGUCAAGUGCUGGGACCUCGAGGCGAACAAGGUCAUCCGGCACUACCAUGGCCACCUGUCGGGCGUGUACGCACUGUCCCUCCACCCGACGCUGGACGUGCUUGUAACGUCCGGACGGGAUGCGUCGGCGAGGGUGUGGGAUAUGCGGACAAAGGCGCAGAUACAUGUGCUGAGUGGGCAUACGGCGACGGUUGCGGAUGUGAAGUGCCAGGAGUCGGACCCGCAGGUGAUCACGGGGAGUAUGGACUCGACAGUCCGGUUGUGGGACCUCGCUGCGGGCAAGACGAUGGUCACACUGACUCACCACAAGAAGUCUGUGCGUGCCCUGGCGAUCCACCCGACGGAGUACUCCUUCGCGUCUGCAUCGGCCGGCGGCAACAACAUCAAGAAGUGGAAGUGCCCUGAAGGAGCAUUCGUGUUCAACUUCAGCGGGCACAACGCCAUCAUCAACACGCUCUCCGUCAACUCGGAAGGCGUGUUCUUCUCUGGGAGCGAUAACGGGUCCCUUGCGUUCUGGGACUACGACACUGGGACUGCCUUCCAGAACAUGGAUGACAUCCCACAGCCCGGCUCGCUAGAGGCGGAAGCUGGCGUGUUCUGUUCGACAUUUGACAUGACCGGUACACGCUUGAUCACUGGUGGUGCUGACAAGACUAUCAAGAUCUAUGCCGAGCAAUCACAAUGA
This is a messenger RNA of Rhodofomes roseus, 1314 nucleotides long. RefSeq names its product WD40 repeat-like protein. The record is from RefSeq and is a predicted model, not a curated record. The transcript has 6 exons. Gene Ontology annotation, cellular component: catalytic step 2 spliceosome; Prp19 complex; precatalytic spliceosome. Bases 1 to 1314 code for a protein of 437 amino acids. Lineage: Eukaryota; Fungi; Basidiomycota; Agaricomycetes; Polyporales; Fomitopsidaceae. Gene Ontology annotation, molecular function: protein binding. Gene Ontology annotation, biological process: mRNA splicing, via spliceosome.